Sus scrofa (pig) is the source of this 3801-nucleotide messenger RNA. It is a transcript of the gene RANBP17, whose product is annotated as RAN binding protein 17. Gene Ontology annotation, biological process: protein export from nucleus. Gene Ontology annotation, cellular component: cytoplasm; nuclear pore. The record is from RefSeq and is a predicted model, not a curated record. NCBI's taxonomy places the organism in Eukaryota, Metazoa, Chordata, Mammalia, Artiodactyla, Suidae. Gene Ontology annotation, molecular function: nuclear export signal receptor activity; small GTPase binding.
GAAGGCCCCGCGGCCAAGCUCGCAAGCGAGCGAGCGGCGCUGGGACCCCGCGGGCUGCUGGGGCUUCCGCGGCGCCCGCCUACGCUUCCUUCCCUCCGGCGCUCGGGGCGCCGACCGGCGCCGCCUCCCGGGAAGAUGGCGCUGCACUUCCAGAGUUUGGCUGAAUUGGAAGUAUUAUGUACUCAUCUCUACAUAGGGACUGAUCUUACACAAAGAAUAGAGGCUGAGAAAGCACUCCUGGAACUUAUUGACAGCCCAGAAUGUCUCAGCAAGUGUCAACUUUUAUUAGAACAAGGAACAACCUCCUAUGCUCAACUCCUUGCAGCAACAUGUCUUUCAAAACUUGUUAGCCGAGUCAGUCCUUUGCCAAUUGAACAGAGAAUAGAUAUCAGAAACUACAUUCUUAAUUAUGUGGCGUCACAACUCAAGCUGGCUCCCUUUGUCAUCCAAGCUCUAAUUCAAGUCAUUGCUAAAAUCACUAAAUUGGGAUGGUUUGAGGUUCAGAAAGAUCAGUUUGUCUUCAGAGAAAUUAUUGCUGAUGUGAAGAAGUUUCUUCAGGGUACUGUGGAACACUGCGUAAUAGGAGUAAUAAUACUUUCAGAAUUGACUCAGGAAAUGAACCUGGUUGAUUAUUCUAGACCUUCUGCAAAACACAGGAAAAUAGCUACCUCAUUUCGUGACACUUCUCUUAAAGACAUUUUAGUGCUAGCAUGCUCUCUUCUAAAAGAGGUAUUGGCCAAGCCUUUAAAUCUUCAAGAUCAAGGUCAACAAAAUCUAGUAAUGCAAGUCUUAAAACUGGUCCUCAACUGCCUUAACUUUGACUUCAUUGGCAGUUCAGCAGAUGAAUCUGCAGAUGAUCUUUGCACAGUACAGAUUCCAACAACUUGGAGAACAAUUUUCCUGGAACCAGAAACUUUGGAUCUUUUCUUUAAUUUGUAUCAUUCACUUCCACCACUACUAUCUCAGUUAGCACUUUCAUGUUUAGUUCAGUUUGCUUCUACAAGAAGGUCCUUAUUUAGCAGUCCUGAACGUGCGAAGUACCUUGGUAAUUUAAUUAAGGGUGUAAAAAGGAUACUUGAAAACCCUCAGGGUUUGUCUGAUCCAGGUAAUUAUCAUGAAUUUUGUCGAUUUUUGGCUCGUUUAAAGACAAAUUAUCAGCUGGGAGAAUUAGUUAUGGUGAAAGAGUAUCCUGAAGUUAUCAGAUUGAUUGCUAAUUUUACCAUUACUAGCCUACAGCACUGGGAAUUUGCUCCCAACAGUGUUCAUUAUUUAUUAACUCUGUGGCAAAGGAUGGUAGCGUCGGUUCCUUUUGUGAAAUCAACUGAACCCCACUUACUAGACACUUACGCACCAGAAAUCACGGAGGCCUUUAUCACUUCUCGCUUGGAAUCUGUUGCCAUAGUUGUGAGAGAUAAUUUAGAUGAUCCACUGGAUGAUACUGCCACUGUGUUUCAGCAGUUGGAGCAGUUGUGCACUGUUAGCAGAUGUGAAUAUGAAAAGACAUGUGCUCUUCUUAUACAGUUGUUUGAUCAAAAUGCUCAGAAUUACCAAAAGCUUCUGCAUUCAGCCUCUGGGCUAUCUAUGGACAUGGCAAUUCAGGAAGGACGUCUUGCCUGGCUGGUAUACUUAGUUGGGACAGUUGUUGGAGGAAGAUUAACAUAUACCAGUACAGAUGAACAUGAUGCUAUGGAUGGAGAAUUAUCCUGUCGAGUUUUUCAGCUUAUAUCUUUAAUGGAUACCGGAUUGCCUCAGUGUUCUAAUGAGAAAAUAGAACUUGCAAUUCUGUGGUUCUUGGAUCAGUUUCGUAAAACAUAUGUUGGUGAUCAACUUCAAAGAACCUCAAAGGUUGUACGCCUGAGGAGUGAUGUGUCCAGAGUUCCAGAGAAGGCUUGGAAAAUAGUUAAGGUGUAUGCCCGUAUGUCAGAAGUCUUAGGAAUAACAGAUGACAACCAUGUUCUAGAAACAUUCAUGACAAAAAUUGUUACAAACCUUAAAUACUGGGGAAGAUGUGAGCCUGUAAUUUCAAGGACCCUUCAGUUCCUAAAUGAUCUUUCUGUUGGCUAUAUCCUUUUAAAAAAACUUGUGAAGAUUGAUGCUGUGAAAUUCAUGUUAAAAAAUCACACGAGUGAACACUUCCCCUUCCUUGGCAUCAGUGACAGUUACAGUCUCAGUGACUUCAGGUGCCGAACAACCUUCUACACAGCCCUCACUCGUCUUCUGAUGGUAGAUCUAGGCGAAGAUGAGGACGAAUUUGAGAAUUUCAUGCUGCCUCUUACAGUCUCUUUUGAAACAGUAUUACAAAUAUUCAACAACAACUUUAAACAAGAAGAUGUAAAGCGUAUGUUGAUCGGGCUGGCAAGAGAUCUUCGAGGGAUUGCCUUUGCACUGAACACAAAGACCAGCUACACCAUGCUGUUUGACUGGAUGUACCCAACAUAUCUUCCCAUUCUUCAGAGGGCUAUUGAGCAGUGGUAUGGAGAGCCAGCAUGUACAACUCCCAUCUUAAAACUUAUGGCAGAACUGAUGCAAAACAGAUCCCAGCGUUUGAAUUUUGAUGUAUCAUCUCCUAACGGAAUUCUCCUCUUCAGAGAGGCUAGUAAAAUGAUUUGCACUUAUGGUAAUCAGAUCCUGUCCCUUGGGAGUCUCUCAAAAGAUCAGAUUUAUCCAAUGAAACUCAAGGGCAUCUCCAUCUGCUAUUCAGCUCUCAAAUCUGCCUUGUGUGGAAAUUAUGUCAGCUUUGGCGUCUUCAAGUUGUACGGGGACAACCAUUUUGACAAUGUACUCCAGGCCUUUGUCAAAAUGCUGCUGUCAGUGUCCCACAGUGACUUGCUACAAUAUCGGAAACUGAGCCAGUCUUACUACCCACUCCUGGAAUGUCUCACCCAGGACCACAUGAGCUUCAUCACCAACUUAGAGCCUCCUGUACUCCUCUAUGUUCUCACAUCUAUCUCAGAGGGACUCACUACUCUUGAUACAGUUGUCUCCUCCAGCUGCUGUACCAGUUUAGACUACAUCGUCACCUACCUCUUCAAGCACAUAGCAAAGGAGGGCAAGAAGCCCCUUCGAUGCAGAGAGGCUGCCCAGGCCGGUCAGAGACUAUUACACUUUAUGCAGCAAAAUCCAGACGUCCUGCAGCAGAUGACGUCCGUCCUCAUGAACACCAUUGUCUUCGAAGACUGUCGGAACCAGUGGUCAGUGUCCAGGCCUCUGCUGGGGCUCAUCCUGCUCGAUGAGAAGCACUUCAGUGAGCUGAGGGCAAGUCUGAUAAACAGCCAGCCUCUCCCCAAGCAGGAGGUCCUGGCCCAGUGCUUCAGGAACCUGAUGGAAGGAGUGGAGCAGAACCUUUCUGUCAAGAACCGAGACAGGUUCACCCAGAACCUCUCUGUCUUCAGAAGAGAUGUGGCAGAGGCCCUGCGCUGUGAUGGCAGCACAGAGUCGUGCAGUCUGGACAUGAUGAGCUGACCCAGCUUCUGACCAUGUGCCGAGCAGCCCUUAUCAUAAAGAGACUCUUGUGGGUCUAGGUCCCAGGACAGUGAUGUUGGCCAGCCCAGGGGAAUUUAUUUUUCAAAACAAAACAAACAACAACAACAACUAAAGCCCUACCUUUUUAUAAGUCUGGUCUAAUUAUAAGAAUUUGUAAUAGUGCACAAACAAUGUAAAUUCUGUCUUUGCACUAAAAAAGCAAAAGAUGUGUUUUCAGUCUUUCUAUACAGUUAUCAUUAUCUUUGUUCCUAUAAUGCUCUGAAAAGGUGUAGAAACAGUAUUUAACCAAAGAACACAAUAAACCAGGUUUGCACCUAA